UUUAAUGUAGAUAAAGUAUCUGUAACCUUGUUUUAGAUAUUAUAAAUACAUACAUAUAUAAAUAUAUAAUUAUAUACACACAUAUCUACCUACAUGGCUUAUUCUCAUCCAGAGAAGAGGAGCGGACUACCACGGCAAUUGUGGAAGUGGCUACAGAGUCUCGAGUUAUCGUUCUCACCCAAAAACAUUCGAAGAGACUUUGCUAAUGGUUAUGUUGUGGCAGAGAUCUUCUCGUGUUACUAUCCAGAGGAUUUUUCUUUGCACUCCUAUGAAAAUGGAGCAUCACUGGCCACCAAGCAGGGCAACUGGUCUCAGAUUGAGAAGGUGAUGCUGAAACGGAGCCUCAGUCUUGAUAAGGAAGCUAUAAAUGGCACCAUGCAUUGCAAACCUGGAGCAGCUGAAGCUCUCGUUCUGAAAAUCUACACAAUGCUGACAAACAGAAGGAUUAAAAGUGCCCAUGAGGAGGCACUGGACUUCACAGAUCAGAAUUACCAGAAGCAGCUGCCCAUGGUAGCUCGAGCCACAGCAUCUACAGCCAUCAAGAACAACCUAUUUCUCAGUGAGGAAUUGGCUGAAUCCAACAUCUUCAUGAAGCAGAGAAAAAUCUACAACAUCAUCCAUCACCAUGUUGACCUCAGGAGAGAGGAAAGGAGCCAAAACCCCCAGCGAUUUGAUAUAAAGUCCACUCUGGAAGAGAAAGCUGUGCAAUUACCACCAGCACACAUGGACGGCACAACCAGUAUGGCUGCCUGUAAGAACAGUGAUUUAGUAUUUAUAAAUGAGAAAUAAAAUUUCCACUCAGUAAUAAAAGUACUACAAACAGUACUACAAAAUCAUAAUAAUUAAGUGCAUCUGGCAGAACAUAACAGUUUUUAGAUGUUAUUACUACAUAUGCAUAAUGCUUUAUAUGCUAGACCUUUAUUUACAGUUUACUAUGGAUCCCUAUGGAUUUUUACUUUAGUUUAAUUUCAUUUUUAGUUUCAUUUCAAGAGGUACAAAGCCUAAUUUUUACAUUUUUAAAAAUGAAGAAGCAAAUAUAUUAAAUUCCUGUCUUUUGAAUGUUGCCAAGUGGCCACGAUUUAAGCAAGAGCACAGCUGCUGAACUUUUCGUAGAUAACAAACUUGGCAGAAAAAAAACAAAAAACACUCUGACAUAUUUCUUAGUUCCACUUUGUAUGUUAUUUCCUUAUACAGUAUAAUAUUUUGACUGUUAUAUUUUACUUAACAGCCACUUUAUUUAUAUUAAAAUGCCAAAUGAUUUUUAUUUGUGCGUCAUAAUUAAUGGGGGUCACACCGAUCAAAGACAUUGACAGAUGACAAUGUCACACCAGCCCUAUUUUGUAACAGGAUUUAUAAUAAAUAUAUAUACUCAAUAUUC
This is a messenger RNA of Trichomycterus rosablanca, 1378 nucleotides long. It is a transcript of the gene spata4, whose product is annotated as spermatogenesis associated 4. Gene Ontology annotation, biological process: regulation of cytoskeleton organization. Bases 94 to 789 code for a protein of 231 amino acids. The transcript has 5 exons. Lineage: Eukaryota; Metazoa; Chordata; Actinopteri; Siluriformes; Trichomycteridae. Gene Ontology annotation, molecular function: microtubule binding. Gene Ontology annotation, cellular component: axoneme. The record is from RefSeq and is a predicted model, not a curated record.